Molecule: messenger RNA, 1822 nt
Organism: Argiope bruennichi
Lineage: Eukaryota; Metazoa; Arthropoda; Arachnida; Araneae; Araneidae
Gene: Dgkepsilon
Product: diacylglycerol kinase epsilon-like
Exons: 11
Coding region: 76-1704 (542 amino acids)
Molecular function (GO): ATP-dependent diacylglycerol kinase activity
Source: RefSeq, a predicted model, not a curated record
AUUUCAGCGUGAGUGUAUAUUUUGACGAUUGUUUUUGCAGGUACCGAAUAUGAUAUCAGAUUAUUUUCAUAUGCAAUGAGAAUAAGAAUUAGAAAGAAAAACAUGUGGAAUCCACUGAAUUGGUAUAGCAUUGAAGAACAGAGUACAGCUUUAGCCCAAAGCGGUCUCUUUGGUUUGUUCUUUUGUGCAUCCGUCAUUAUGCUGUGGAAAAUAUACAAGUCAGUUCAGAAAUAUGAAUUGCCUGCUAGAGAUAUCAGUAAAGGGCAUCGAUGGUGUCCCAUUGAUUCAUUCUCCAAUACAGCCUAUUGUAGCAUAUGUUCCACUCUAAUCAUUGAUGGCUAUUUCUGCGAUUCCUGUGGAGUAUGUGCUGAUUAUUCCUGUUACAAGAAAGCUGAUAAAACUCUCAAAUGUAAAGCUUUAUCAUCUGAUGAUUGUUCCAUGAAACACCACUGGGUAAAAGGGAAUAUUCAUGCACUCUGUUCCUGUGAUGUUUGUGAAGCAGAUUGUGGCACAGAAGCAGGUCUUUCAGAUUUUCAUUGCUGCUGGUGUCAGCGAAUAGUACAUAAAAACUGUCUAAAUAAUAUGUCGGAAACAUGUGAUUUUGGUCGCUUUCGCUCAUUUAUUGUGCCACCAUUUUGUGUAACUUUAAAAAAAGUUGGUCUAAAAGGUCGUCGUCAUUUAGUUGUUGAUGAAGUUAAACUUCCUCCAUACAGACCUUGGAGCCCACUAAUUGUUAUUGGAAAUCGCAAAAGUGGAAACAACGAAGGGGAAAAUGUUCUUAGGGCAUUCAGGUCCUAUUUGAAUCCGGCUCAGGUAAUUGAUCUUCAUGAAGUAAAACCUGAAAAAGCUCUGCAAUGGUGCAAGCUCAUUACUGACCAAAUAUGUCGCAUCCUUGUAGCUGGAGGUGAUGGUACUGUUGGAUGGGUUCUUAAUGCUAUUGACAACUUGAAUAUUGAGCCUCUUCCACAAAUAUGUAUUUUACCUUUGGGAACUGGUAAUGAUUUGUCUAGAAUAUUAGGCUGGGGUCAUUGUUAUUCUGGUGAACUAGAAGUGAGAAAGAUCUUAGAUCAGAUCUCAUCUGCUUCAGUAACAAGAUUAGACAGGUGGAAAAUUAGGAUUAUGCCCACUAGACAUCUGCCCAUAAGACAUCCUCCUAAAGAUUAUUUCAUGAAUAAUUAUGCAUCAGUUGGUGUAGAUGCAUUGGUUGCUCUGAAUUUCCACAAAACUAGAGAAUCAAAGUUCUAUUUGUUUAGUAGCAGGAUUAUAAAUAGGUUUCUAUAUCUUUUGUAUGGAGCCAAAGAUAUAUUAGAGAGAGGCUGUGAAAAUCUCCAUGAGAAAGUAGAACUUUACUUGGAUGAAAAAUUGGUACCUCUACCUGCAGUAGAAGCUGUGAUAAUCCUAAAUAUUGCUAGCUGGGGAGCAGGUGUUGAAGCAUGGAAUAUGGGAACACCUGAAAAGAAAUAUGCUCCUCAAAGACAUGAUGAUGGGAUGUUAGAGGUCAUCGGUGUCUAUUCAUCAUUUCAUAUUGCCCAGUUGCAAAUUGGAAUGUCUGAACCUGUGCGUUUGGGACAAGCCAGAAACGUAAAGUUGAAACUUCUUGAACGAUUACCUGUUCAAAUUGAUGGUGAACCUUGGGAACAAUCUCCCGCCGAAAUGAGCAUCAGCUUCCAUGGUCAAGCAACUAUGCUUUGUAACAGUCGCUAAUGUGUCCAGCAUACUUCAUCUUUAUUGCACUCCUUGUUAUUCAUCUAUGAAAGCUUUAAGUUUUUAUGGAAUCAAAGCAAGAAGUGCUUCAUAUCCAUUUUUAAUGAGCCCAUGUCUA